AUGGCGAGCAAGACAAAGCGACAAGCGUCGCCUCUUCCCAAGGCCGGAACCAAGAAGUUCAGAGCAUCAGCUUCAAAGUCAGGCAAAGCUGAGCUUACUGCUGAGCAGCCUCUGAUCAGUCCGGCCAGAAAAGGUCGACGUGUGACCACAGCCGAAGCUGCCAGAAUUCUCGAGAAGCCGAGGACCCCAUCAGAUGACAACUGGCCACAGGCGUUUUGCAAUCAAGUCGAGGAGACGGAAUCUGAAAUUCUGAGCAUGCUCAGCGCGGUGAAAGAUGAGGUCGUUGAGGACCAAAAACACUUCCAACGUCUCAUGCUCCCGAUCCUUCGCAACGCCCUUCUUCCCCUCGACAAGAGCGAGGCUAUCAGCCAUGAUUCAGUCGAUGAAGAUACCCUGAAAGUUCAGGUCACAGCCAUGGGCCAUCAAGCAUGUGGGGAUCAUAUCGCAGACCUCAUUGACGCAUCCCACAAGUUGUUGCAAACAUACCGUGAGCUGUCCACUGCACAGGCUUCUGAGUCGAGGCUCGAUAGUCUCAGCAGCACAUUCCAGAAGGACGAAGACGCCGCGCUCAUCACGAUUUCAGCAGGCCGGCGGGUCGCUUCAAGGGAUAUCCACAACGUGUUGACGGAUCGCCACCAUCAGGUUCGGGAAUCGAGUUCACUUACAAGGGAUGAGCAGCUCAGUGGAACCGCACUACUCUUCAAGGGGCAAGAGGAAACAGAGGAAAACCCAAGAGCUGGACUAGGAUGGGCUACUGUGGCCAACGAGGCGAAUAAAGCGGUAGGCAAACUGAACCACAUUACGUCAAGAUCUUGA
Cyphellophora europaea CBS 101466 is the source of this 816-nucleotide messenger RNA. RefSeq lists its product as uncharacterized. Bases 1 to 816 code for a protein of 271 amino acids. NCBI's taxonomy places the organism in Eukaryota, Fungi, Ascomycota, Eurotiomycetes, Chaetothyriales, Cyphellophoraceae. The transcript has 4 exons. The record is from RefSeq and is a predicted model, not a curated record.